CCUGUCGCAAAUCGCAGGUGACAGAAAGGUAAUCUCACACCCGAUACAGUUCUGUUCUUUUACACGAUCACCUCUGCCUUAUAUUUAAACUAUGCUAUAGACGAUCAGCAGAUCAGAUUCUUUUUUUUCCUUUUCUUUUCUUUUUUUUAGUUUAAUAAAGACAUAUUGGCACAUUCACCGGUUUUCCGCACUUAAAGUGGACGUGUUUAAGCAGAUUGAUGAGCAGCAGUGCUAAAAACAAACAAACCCUCAGCUCUAGUCCGCAUCUAUUUUCUAAUGCUGUUUCUCGGAUUGGAAACUUUCCUCACGCAUGCGGUAUUGAUUAUAUGAGACAUGCAGGACGACUAUAACGUGGAGAUAGGAUUCGUGAAACAGAUCCUCAGUUUGAAUCUGGUGCCGAGGAAAAAUGUCACCAACUGCGGGAGGAACGACACCUCUCUGUGCAAUUUCACUGAGAUGUGGUAUGGGGUGUUUCUGUGGGCUGUUGUCUCCUCGCUGGUUUUCCACCUGCCAGCUGCCCUCCUGGCCCUUGCAACACUCCGCAGACAUAAGAUGGCAAGAUUUUUCCCCAUCGGCAUCCUUCUAAUGGGCAUCAUAGGCCCACUGUUUGGAGGGGUUCUCACUAGUGCAGCCAUUGCAGGGGUUUAUAAGGCGGCUGGGAAAAGCAUGUUCUCCUUGGAGGCCUUGGUGUUUGGAGUGGGACAGUCUUUGUGUAUUUUUAUCAUAUCCUUCCUCAGAGUGCUGGCGACACUGUAGCACUAAGACACUGGCACACCAGGCUGCCAUGAGGAGGAAACCAUUCAGUCACCUGGGCGUCAUAUGCAAAACACGGAGGCCUUACUUUCCAAACAGUCCCAACAACCUGUUUUUUUUAUACUGAACAACGUUAUUUUUUUCCCCCAAAUGGGUUUCAGGUGAGUGUGUUGUGAUGAAGCAGAUUAACAGGACUUUUCAUUAAAAAAAAUGAAGCACCGAGAGCAAGCUUUAGCCUUGUGUUACAUGUGGAGUCAUCUUGCGCAUGUAAUUUGUUUACUGAUCAUGGCAGGAGACACACAAAAUGCAGGAAUUCCUUGACAGAUUUUGUCUUUUUGAUGCUAGUUUCUUUUCAUUGUCCUUAACACUACAUUGUACUUAAACGUUUUUGAGUGAGGCAAAGACUAUGUUGACUGGCUCAAGUCGGUGUGUUUUUAGUUUUGCUCUGUACAUACAAAAGCCCAUUCUUGCCCUUACAUUAUGCUUGAGGGGAACAAAGAUGUUUGCACUUCUUAUAUUAAUUCUUUAGGCCAAAGGCUGGAAAUUUGUUUCAAGUUUGUUUCAGUUUUUUCCCCUGAUUGUGGGCAUGUUUGAGGAGAUUACAGUAGAACACACAUGGAGGUAAACAAGUGGUGGACUUUGACAAUGAAAUCUCUUUACAGCAUAUUCCCUCCUGGAGUUAUUUUUCAGAUGGCCUCCUGGGUUUGGACAUCACAUUGUUAUAUAUAUAUAUAUAUAUAUAUAUAUAUAUAUAUGAGUAAUAUAAUAUUGCGUUGACAUUUAUUUGCCCAUAAGAUUCUGUAUGUGGCAGCCUCACCUCUUAAUGCCUAAUAUGUGAAUGUAAACCAGAUUUCAGCAAAUGUAUAAUAUAAUCACUUAUACCUUCACCAAAGACACGUUAACACUAAUCUACAGCUGUCAUAAGUGAAAGAUCCUGAUAUUUUCAAUAUUCCUGUAGAGUAAUUUAAUGUGGACAGAAUUUAAAUGACAACUGUAACUCCAACUAAAUUACAGAAUGUACCGUUAUAAAUAAUAUCAGAGUCAGAAACCCAAAUUUAUGUAGAGAAGUAUACAAAUUAAGAAGUUUAUGGAAAUGUUCUCCAUUUAUCUUGUUUAGAAAUUCAACACAUGACAAAGCUUUACAAAGAUAUACAGGGCUUGAAAAGAACAAUUGAAAGUGGUAAGAAGUGAACUCUAUAUUUUGGCAGAUCUUAAUACACAGUAACAGAGUUUUUAGAUUUAACUAAGGAUUUAUAAUCCUACAUAGUUCACAUCUAUACCAAACCAAAUUUACCAAUGUUAGUUUUAAAUUUCUUCUCAGUAUUAGCAUUUGUAGAACUGUGUUCUCUCAGUACAAGGCCUCAGGAAGUUCUUGUUUUCUGGAAGUUUCAUUCAAAGCUUUUUACGGUGUGGAUUAAUGAGAUUCAGACUAAUCUUUAACAAGUGGGGCGUUAACAUUUGUGGUGACGCUGUUGGGACACACUGAAAGCUAUGCUUUAUUUGUCUGAGCCUAUGGUCUCUCAAUUGCACAAAUGAAUUUAUUUUUCUAAAGUCCGAUCAUUCGUGGUAGAGUGACUGCUCAUUGUUUUUCUCGUCUGUCUUUGAUUGUAUGGUCUUUUUGAGAAAUUGUUUAUUCUUUACAGCGUGAUACUUUUCAUUAAUUUUUUUUCUGGGCAACUUACAUUUUCUUACUGUAUAAUAAGUGCCAAUUGUUAGUAUUUUCAUGAAAUAAAAUGGUUUAGAUUAUAAUAACACCGCCUUGUUUUAUAUCUGCAAACGUGAAUGUUGAUUUUUGUCUCCUUAAAGUGAUAGAAAACCCAAAGAUGAAAAUUUUGACAUCAUGUACUCACCCUCAUUUUGUUCAAAACCCAGAUAACCUUUUUUCAUGGAACACAAAAGGAGAUAUUGGGCAGAAAGUUAGGGACAGCCUAAGUCCCUAUUCACUUAUUGUAAGGAAAGAGCAGUGUCAACAUAAUUGAGAAAACAGAAUUGUAAGAUUUUGAUGCCGUGUUUGCUAGGGAGCUAAAAGUUUUGCUUCAGACAUGAAAAUAUCUGGUGAAGAGGUCAUAAAAAAUCCUUUAGUUCUGUUACAAACUGAGGGCUGGUUUAGUUCUGCUUUAUAGCACUUUCAAUCUCACAGAUGGAUUUCCUGUGUUCCGUUAACAUUCACCAACCAAAUCUGCAGAACCGCCGCUUGCUGUGUACUGAAGGGUGUAAUGUGGUGUUACCAGAGUGUAGAAACACAAACAUGCAGAGUAAAGACUGCAAUCAUGUGGGCUUCUAACACAGGCCUGGUUCGGUAAUGGAAUUAUUUAUAUUUUAAAGAAAUAGUUCACCCCAAAAUGAAAAUUCUCUCAUCAUUUACUCACCCUCAUGCCAUUAGAGAUGUGUAUGACUUUCUUUCUUCUGCAGAACACAAAGAAUUUUAGAAGAAUAUCUCAGCUUUGUAGGUUCUCACAAUGCAAGUGAAUGGUGAAGCUCAAAAAAGCACAUAAAGGCAGCAGAAAAGUAAUCCAUAAGUAGUUUAAUCCCCGUCUUCAGUAGCAAUAUUAUAGGUGUGGGUGAGAAACAGAUCGAUAUUUAAGUCCUUUUUUGAGCUUCAAAGUUCUGGCCACAAUUCAUUUUCAUUGUAUGGACCUACAGAGCUGAGAUAUUCUUCUAAAAAUCUUUGUUUGUGAAUUUUUGAUUUUUAUAGGUUUGGAAACACUGAUUGUUAUCCAAUGGCUUUAUUACCUUAAAGGUAAAACAGUCAAAAUUGUUCACCACUGUUUUUGAUCCAAUAUGGCCCAAAGGUUUGUCCUAAAGGUCAUCUGUUGCAUAAACUCUCUUUAAUUUUGAGCCAAUCUACAUCUGCCAGUAAAAGUUUUAAAGCUGUUUACUUAGGUUUAUGUUUUAGAUUUAGUGGUAUUUCAUGAACAUAACUGUAAUUGCAGUGAGUGAUGUAUUGAGAAUUUUAACUACACAUUUAGAAAACUAAGUAGACCUGUGCCACUUACAGAUAAUACAGAGCUGGUGUUUGGUCUUUUUGACUGCAGAAAAUGUGGAUCCAAAUUAUUUGAUACCCUGAGAUUUACUCU
Myxocyprinus asiaticus (Chinese sucker) is the source of this 3830-nucleotide messenger RNA. RefSeq names its product transmembrane protein 170A. Lineage: Eukaryota; Metazoa; Chordata; Actinopteri; Cypriniformes; Catostomidae. Gene Ontology annotation, cellular component: endoplasmic reticulum membrane. The record is from RefSeq and is a predicted model, not a curated record. The coding region runs from base 334 to 756 and encodes 140 amino acids. The transcript has 3 exons. Gene Ontology annotation, biological process: endoplasmic reticulum tubular network organization.